Molecule: messenger RNA, 1929 nt
Organism: Brassica napus (rape)
Lineage: Eukaryota; Viridiplantae; Streptophyta; Magnoliopsida; Brassicales; Brassicaceae
Exons: 1
Coding region: 1024-1839 (271 amino acids)
Molecular function (GO): protein dimerization activity
Source: RefSeq, a predicted model, not a curated record
UGCUCUGUUUAAGCAAGAUGAUAAGGCGAAAAAUGAGUAUCGUAUUCGCUUAAAUGCUUCGAUUGAUGCUUCAAGAUUCUUGUUACGACAAGGAUUACCUUUUCGUGGCCAUGGUGAGGAAGAAGAGGAUGCGAACAAAGGAAAUUUCUUGGAGCUUUUGAAAUACACAGGAGAACAGAAUAAGGCUAUAAGUAAGGUUAUUCUUAAAAAUGCUCCAGGAAAUAAUCAGAUGAUUUCUUCCAAGAUUCAAAAAGACAUUGUCCAUUCCUUUGCAGAAGAAGUACGACGAGCUAUUUUAGAAGAAAUCGAUCAUGGUGUGUUUGGUUUGCUGGUUGAUGAGUCUGCUGAUUUUCUCAUAAAGAGCAGAUGGGUGUUGUUUUUCGGUUUGUUGAUAAAGGUGGAGCAAUCAAAGAACGGUUUAUUGGAGUUGUUCAUGUAAAAGAAACAUCUUCAUUAACUCUGAAGUCUGCUAUAGAUGAAUUGUUUGCUAGAUAUGGGAUGAGCAUUACAAAUGUGUGAGGGCAAGGUUAUGAUGGAACUAGUAAUAUGAGGGGUGAAUUUAAUGGGUUGAGAUCAUUGGUUCCUAGAGAAAGCAGUUCAGCAUAUUAUGUUCACUGUUUUGCUCAUCAGCUUCAGCUAGUUGUGGUGGCUGUUGCAAAAAAGCACUUUGACAUUGCUGAUUUUUUUGAUAUGAUUUCUACAUUGUUGAAUGUUGUUGGGGCUUCUUGUAAACAACAAGAUAUGUUUCGAGAAAUUCAACGUGAAGAAUUGGAAAAAGGAAUCAAGAGUGGUGAUGUUAAGACUGGGACAUGACAAAAUCAGGAACGUUCUUUAUGAAGACCUGCAACUACUCGUUCGGGUACUCAUCACAAAACAUUGUUGAGGUUGGAAGAAUUGUUUUCUACUACCAUUAAAGUUCUUGAGUAUAUCCAAGAAGAGGGUUGGGAAGACUUACAGAAACGUCAAGAAUGUGGUCUUCUCAAAUACUUUCACACAUUUGAUUGUGUGUUCUAUUUGCAUCUUAUGUUACACAUUUUGGGGCUCACUGCGAAUUUUUCAUUGACUUUGCAACAUAAAGAUCAAGAUAUUUUGAAUGUUAUGUCACUGGUAGAAUCCACUAAACGAGAGUUGCAGAAGCUUAGAGAUGAUGGCUGGGAUUCGCUUAUGGCUAAAGUUGCUUCUUUCUGUAAGAAACAUAAUGUUGAGAUGCUUAUCAUGGAAGAAAAUUUUGUUGAUCUUAGGAAUCCAAGAAAGAGAACCAACAUAAGCAAUAUGCAUCAUUAUAAGGUCAACUGCUUUUGCACGGUUCUAGAUUUUCAGAUUCAAGAGUUCAAGGAUCGUUUUACGGAGGUAACCACUGAUCUACUUAUCUGUAUGGCUGCUUUAAGCCCGAUUGAUUCAUUCCAUGGGUUUGACAAAGAUAAGCCGGUGCGAUUAGCUAAGUUAUAUCCAGAUGAUUUUAGCUAUGGUGAGCUUUUAUCUCUAGAGCAACAACUUGAUAUCUACAUCGACAAUAUACGUAGAGACGAAAGGUUUAAAAGUGUAGAAAAUCUUGGAGAUUUUUCAUGUUUGAUGGUGAAAACUCAAAAGCAUCUAGCACAUCCCUUGGUUUACAAAUUUUUAAAGCUAGUUCUAAUUUUGCCGGUUGCCACCGCCAGUGUUGAAAGAUGUUUUUCAGCAAUAAAACUAGUGAAGACAGCUGCACGUAACCGAAUUGGAGAUCAGUUUCUAAGUGAUUGCAUGGUUUGUUUUAUUGAAAAAGAGUUAUUUGACUCGAUUUCAAAUGAGAAAGUGAUUAAAAAAUUCCAAAUGAUGAAUGAACGUAGAGUUGUUUUGUAGAGUUGUUUUUUAUAUGCUGGAUUUUUUAUAAGAUAUUAUUAUUUUAUUUUAUUUAAUUGUAGUUCAUAUUUUGCCCCCACUAUAUUUAUU